AUUUGGAGUUCUCAGGUCGAUAGUGAAGCACAUGUUGGACAGAGUGUUCCCUGGCUUGGCAAAAGGCAAUCAGCUGGGCCAGCAACUUGAGAAGCCGAUCAGCAAUGGAAUCAGAGCUUUCUUUUGCAGAAUGAGUACACGGUAUUUUGAGAAAUAUUUUACUGCGAGAGACCUCUUACCUGGCAGAUAGACAAAGUGGCAGCAAUAUCCAGAUACUAACUACAGCCCAAGGUUCAAGAAAGUGACAAACCGAAGUUGGAACCUGAACUGCCAGAUUUUAAAAUGAGUGCAAUGGCUGAACCAGACUAUAUGGAUGAUGGAGACAGUGCAGAGCUCAUUAAGCCCAGGAAACUGGUCAACCCUGUGAAAACAUCCAAAAAUCACCAGGAACUCCACCGAGAGCUGAUAAUAAACCAGAAAAGGGGCAUUGCUCCUCAGAACAAGCCAGAGCUGCAGCGAGUGAUGGAACAGAGAAAGAGAGAUCAAGUUGUCAAACAGAAGAAAGAGGAAGAAGCUCUAAAGAAAUCUGACUUGGAGCAAGAGUUAAUGAAACGUCAACAGAGGCUAGACCAGAUUGAGCAGGAAAGGCUGAACGCAGAGGAGAAACGGGAGAAUGCGCCUGAGUUUGUCAAGAUGAAAGAUAACCUGAGGAGAACCAAACACGAGGGCGGAGACGUGCAGGUCUCUUAGAGAAGGACAGUACACGUGGAACUCUGGAGUUUGUGGAUUGGGUUUCUGUUUUUGUGGCCAUGGGAAUUCGGCACCCUGAUUAUUAUGGCUUUGCAACAAACUCCAGCAGCACAUUUUUAUUGAGCGCUCCCUUGGUCAUGGCGUACUGCCCAUCUGCAGACUGAAAGGGUUAAUUUUGUGCAGGAUAGCUUUCAGGGCAAUGACUAGAGUGAUGCUCAGUGGGCUCACUCACUGGGCUGGCUUGAUUUGAAUAGGAUUCUAAAGCAUUGAGAGACUGUUUCUUUCAUCCUCGGGAUAAUGAUCAGACAUUGUAAAAAGACAAAGUGUCACAAACAGUCAAGAGUGAACCAUUGAUACCAACCUCACUGUGGAUGAAUUACUUGACCGGCUUGCUUGCAUCUAGAACCAGCCAAUCUGCUCCAUGCACCCAGGGAUGGUAGUGAGAUUGGUCAAUUCCAUCAAUGACAUAAAACAGACAAUAAUGGAUUGGGAUCAUCCCGGAGACCCCCAGCUGAUGUCGAUGACUGACUGACUGAAUGAAGAGAGCUUCGGGCAGGAUGUAAAAUCCCUGAUGCCCUUUUAACUUCACCAGACCUGCAAUAACAUCAAUGUCAAAUUUUCCAUCCUUUUGCUUUUUGCUGUUGCUCUGCAGGACAUUGGUGCUUCAGUGUCCACUGGAAUGAAGAGGUAAUUCGAAUGGGGGGGUGGAGAGGAAUGUCACGUGAAUGCAUGGAGCUCUGUUUGGUUAAAAUCCACACUAGCAAUUUCUAAGCUAUGGCUAAACAAUGAUUGGGUGGGCAGGGGAGGGAGGGGGGAAUCAAUUUUUCCAGAUACAAUAGUGAAGGAUAACACCACUGUCCUCCCUGGAUCUCUAUUGGCCGUACUGAGAUCUGCCCUUCCUCCAACCAGAACCUGAGCAUCCUUUCAAUGUGGGACCCCAGUGAAGAGGAUGUUGAACUGUUUACAAACAGAACAAUAUGCAACAAGAAUAUGUUCAGUGUGAUUUAUUUCUUCAUCGGUCAGCCCUGCAUAGUUCAUUACAAAUCUGGUGUGAAAGCCUUCCAAAGUUUGAUAAGAUUUUGACCUUUUUUUAUAUUAAGUUUGCUAUGUGGUGUAACAAAUUCUAUGUAAUCUGUAAUGAUUGAUAAUAUUAAUGCAGUGCUUGAUAUGUUGUCAGACUAGUGUGCAAGGUUAAGUCAAGUUUUAUAUUGCUGAUCCCGCCCUGUUUAUUUGCAUGCCCCUACAUUAUAACAGUGGACUGUUGUGAAACUGCUCAGCUGACCUGAACAGUUAAGACUGAAAGAGUGAUGUGUCAUUUUGUGGAUACUGCUUGGAGAUUACUUUACUUUGCAUUGAUUUCUGUCACUCAAAUUUUGCAAAGUUCUCUCUUUCCCAAAAAUGAAGUUAAUUUGUCCAUUUCCUAAUUGGAUAUAGUUAAUGUCAAAGAUUGUGUUUAUUGUGGUCCAAAUGCCUUUGUCAUUUAGGCAAUUGGUUUUAGAAUAAUAGACAUUAGAAUCGCUACAGGGUGGAAGCAGGCCACUCGGCCUGUCGAGUCCACACUGACCCUCUGAAGAGCAUCCCACCCAGACUCACCCCAUCCCUGUAACUCCACAUAUCCCACAAGUAAUCCACCUAGUCUGCAUAUCCCUGGACACCAUGGGCAAACCCCAUGCAGGUAGUCACCCGAGGCUGGAAUCUAACCCAGGUGCCUGGUAUUGUGAGGCAGUAGUGCUAACCACUGAGCCACUGUGCCACCUCACAAUCAGAUAGAACCAAUUCUCACACUCUUCAAAUCUUACUGUCUUGUGUCAGGCAUGAAUCACACUUACAAAUAUCCAGAAGAGGAUGAAAUGUCACAUUUUUCUGGUUGGUCAGGAACCUAUUCCUGGAAUCUCCGUGAUCCUGAUCCCAAUCCCACACAAGGACAGUGGUAGUGAUGUAAUGGAAUUCUCCAAGUGGCAUUCUCUAACUGGCCUGGAGUGGGGGAGAUGUCCAAGGCUGUGAAUGUGAACCUAAGUGGGGAGGUUAAUCAGGGAGGAAUGAAUUAAAAGUCAAAUGGCAGUAGUUACUGAGCUUCACAUUACCUUUACCAAGAGCUGAGCAGUGAGGACUGAGGGGCAGCAAUGGGGUGGGCAAGCAUUCAAGAGGGCAUGCAUUCCUUUUUGCCUCCCCUGGGAACCUCAUCAAGGCUAUGGCAGACCAGAGAGUUUGAUGGUAGCUAUACCAGAGGAGAUACAGCGAGAGAAAGUGAGCUGGUAUCGCUGAAGCUCUGACAGAGACUGAGGGCCUCAUCUUCCCCAUUAGAGUCCAAACCCAGUCUUCUCCCAAUAUCAAGCCUCACAGCUUCAUUGACAUCAGCUCCACUGUCCUCUUUGUUCACACAGCAGACUGAGCACAAGUAACUCCUCACCGUGUCCUCGACAGCUUUGCUCACACUGCUCCGUGUCUCCCAGAUGAAAAUGACCAAACGUUGCUCAUCGUACUCAUAACGAGUUUGUGUCGGGGUAUGGGGAAGGUGGUGGGACUUUUGUGCGGAGACAGAGGAUCAACUUUGAUCACAUUGAAUGGCAGAGCAGGGUCAAUGGGCCAAAUGGCCUCAUCCUCUUUUUUUCUAAUGUUUCUACACCGAUAAUCAUCAAGCAAUUUAUGGAACUGUCUCAGUUGCCAAUGCCAGCCUCCCUGAAAACCCACAGGCACCAAGGAGCAAGCGGGAGUCUGUGCCACAUUUGGGGGGCUUGAUGAUCCCACUCCUUCUGCAUUGAACCUGCUAUCCAUCCCACCAUGACCCUAACUGCCCACCCUCACAUGACGCUGCUUCCCCAACCAUGAAUACCCCUCCCCACACUGAAUCCUCUUUCCCCCAUCCCUAAUCCCCCCCCCACUGAAUCUCCUGUCCUUCCUAAACCCCGAAUCCCCCUCCCCCCUGAAUUCCCCUCCCCUCCAGACUCAGAAACCCCUUCCCACCCCGAAUCCCCAAACCCCAAAUUGCCCUCCCCCACACGCCAAAACCCUUACAUCCCAAACCGCUCCCCCACAAAUCCCCCCUCCCACACCCUGAAUCCCCCCUGAAGCCCCCCCCCCCAAUCUCCCUCUCCUGCCCCAUUGAAAAUUCAGCCCCUGUCUUCACGACCCACCUCCCUGACAGCUCAAGACCUUCCACUUUGUGGUACUCACCUGGAACAUUGUGCAGGUAGGUUGAUGAAGCUGUUUGUAAAGUGACUUUUUAUCUUGAGUGACGUGAAACAAGCAGCUGUGAUUUUGUUCAAUUGACCGAAAUAGUAUUUUGCUUUUCCCAAGUCUGCCCCACCCUGCUCCCCCCCAACCCCAGUCCAUUGAAACAACGUCGUCACGACCACAUGAAAAGUGCACAUUUGCUGUUGUUUGAUUUCAUCUUGACAAGACAAACUGAUAAAAUGCAAUGUUCAAACCAAUGUUCCAACAGGAGUUUCUUUCAUGUGGCUUUGGAUGGUUUUUCUGCUUGCAUUACAGCCACACAAUAAGGGGAGAGGUGGUGCUUUUGAUAUAUUCAUGAAAAACCCUUUGCGCAGCUAAUUGUGUAAGGGAGGGAUGAUGGUAGUGAGCACAAAAACCUUCUCUAAGGUUGGACUGGAAGCCAAUGGUCACCGUGCCUGCUCCAUUCACAGCUAGCAACCACUUCUGACAACUCUGACCACCUACUUCCCAGUCAGGGAGUCUGUUGGAAAUCUGCAACAAAGAGAAAUGCUGGAGAAACUCAAUGGAUCUGACAGCGUCUACGGAGAGACAAACAGAGUUAAUAUUCCAAGUCUGGUAUGUCUCUACUUCAGUCUGUUGGCUGCUGUCAGGGUCCCUGUGUCCUUUGUCCUGCAGGGAGUUUUUUUUUGGUGGGGGAUGUGGGUUCAGACUCAUCUUGCCACUGGCUGUCCCUCCGUUGAGCACAGGGAACAUGAGCAGGACGGGGUGCCACCAAUCAGGCAAACAAGGUGGGCUUUCCACUUGGCAUAGCCCUCCCCUCUCCCCAUUGGGAUGAAGCCCUUAAGUGACCUAGUCAGGAGAGCCAAAAAGUUCUGGAACCCUCUCUAACAUUAGUUGUUCCUCUCUUUCUUUCUCCACCUCUUUCUUCCAUCAUGAUUGACUUACUUAGCUCCAUUUAAGCAUAUUCAAGAGGGCUAGAACACAAUAGCAGAGAAUAUCCUACUGAGACUGUAUAAGGCUGUAUUUUGGACGGCACGGUAGCACAGUGGUUAGCACUGCUGCCUCACAGCGCCAGAGACCCGGGUUCAAUUCCCGCCUCAGGCGACUGACUGUGUGGAGUUUGUACAUUCUCCCCAUGUCUGCGUGGGUUUCCUCCGGGUGUUCCGGUUUCCUCCCACAGUCCAAAGAUGUGCAGGUUAGGUGAAUUGGCCAAGCUAAAUUGCCCGUGGUGUUAGGUAAGGGGUAAAUGUAGGGGUAUGAGUAAGUUGCGCUUCGGCGGGUCGUUGUGGACUUGGUGGGCUGAAGGGCCUGUUUCCACACUGUAAAUAAUCUAAAUCUAAAAGUAAUCUAAAAUCUAAAAGGCUCUCGUCGGAACGCAUUUGGAAUAUUAUGAGUGGUUUAGGGUCCCAUAUCUCAGGAAGGAUGUGCUGGUGUUAGAGGGGUCCAGAGAAGGUUUGCCAGAUUGAUCCCAGGGUGAAGGGCUCCUCAUCAUAUGAGGAGUGUUUGAGGACCAUAGCUCUGUACUCAAUGGAGUCUGGAUGGAUGAGGGGGAUCUGAUUGAAACUUACAGAAUACUGAGAGGCCUGAAUUGUGUUGACGUAGAAAUAGUAUCUCCACCAAUAGGAGAGACGAGGACCCGAGGGCACAGCCUCAGUGAAGAGAUGACCCUUUAGAACUGAGAUGAGGAGGAAUUUCUUCAGCCAAAGGGUGGGGAAUCUGUGGAACUCAUUGCUACAGAGGGCUGUGGAGGCCACGUCACUGAGUGUGUUUAAGACAGAGGUUCUUGGUUGGUAGGGGGAUUAAAGAGGAAAGGUUUGAGAAACAUAUCAGGUUCUGGAUUAGAGUGGUGCUGGAAAAGCACAGCAGUUCAGGCAGCAUCCGAGGAGCAGGAAAAAU
Hemiscyllium ocellatum (epaulette shark) is the source of this 5760-nucleotide messenger RNA. It is a transcript of the gene fam107b, whose product is annotated as family with sequence similarity 107 member B. Bases 283 to 690 code for a protein of 135 amino acids. The record is from RefSeq and is a predicted model, not a curated record. NCBI's taxonomy places the organism in Eukaryota, Metazoa, Chordata, Chondrichthyes, Orectolobiformes, Hemiscylliidae. The transcript has 4 exons.